CAGAAAAUGGCGGCGGCGGGGAGCCGUACCUCGUCGUCGGGAAUAUCAGAUUCGGAUAACGGCAUAAAUACUGGAAAUCUUUCCCACAGCAAUCAAAGUAACUUAAGUCUUCACAGCGGUGUCCGAUCAGCGAAGACAAGCGCCGGGGAAAACGCGCAAUGGAGACGCAAAGAGUUGAGGAAAGUUAGGAGCGUGGAUCUCGAUAAGGCAGAGUCGCUGCUCCUGUCACCGGAGAUCGGGACAAGUUCGGUAUCGGAGUUGCGCUUCUCGUCUGUUUCAUCGUCCGGCGGGAUCCGCGCUUCCCUGCCUCAUCAGAGCCACAGCUUUCGGCAUAGCAAUUCACUAACUUAUCACCCACUUUCUGGCAAUACGAGUGAUACCAAUAGUCUGUCUACAACCGCUCAGGAAUUGUUUAGUUCUGCGUUUAAAAGCAGCAGUGAGCACCGCACUGUGGAUGAUGGUGUCACUGGAACUCUGGAGAUAGCCACCCCGCAAAAUGGUCGGGACAUGGACGGCAAGGACACGCUGCGGAGCCUGCAGAAGAUGGAGGACCGUCCGGAGGAGCGGAUGAUCCGGGAGAAGCUGAAGGCCACCUGCAUGCCAGCCUGGAAGCACGAGUGGCUGGAGCGGCGGAGCCGGAAGGGCCCCGUGGUGGUGAAGCCCGUUCCGCUGAGACCGGACGGGAGCGAGGCCGGGACAGAAACGCAGGUGGGAGCCGCUUCCUCCCGGCCCCGGGGCCACCGCAGCCCCUCCCCUGGCCCCUCCUCUUCCUCUUCCUCCACUUCCUCCGCCUCCGGCAAGAUGGGCGGGAAGUCCGAGUCCGUGGGCGUGCGGGUGAAGAGGGCGUCCCCCGUCCCGUUUCAGAGUGGGCGAGUCACACCCCCUCGGCGGGCACCCUCUCCAGAUGGGUUUUCCCCCUAUAGUCCAGAGGAGACUAACCGCAGGGUCAACAAGGUUAUGAGGGCCCGCCUUUAUCUGCUACAGCAGAUAGGACCAAACUCUUUCCUGAUUGGAGGAGACAGCCCUGACAACAAAUACAGGGUUUUUAUUGGUCCACAGACCUGCAGCUGCGGCCGGGGCACCUUCUGCAUCCACGUCCUCUUCGUCAUGCUCAGGGUCUUCCAGCUGGAGCCCUCCGACCCCCUGCUCUGGAGGAAAACCCUGAAGAACUUUGAGGUGGAGAGCUUGUUUCAGAAGUACCACAAUCGCCGCAGCUCGCGGAUCAAAGCUCCCUCUCGCAGCACCAUUCAGAAGUUUGUCUCCCGCCUGUCCAACUCGCACACGUCCUGCGCGUCCAGCGCCUCGACCUCCAGCAACGACAGCAGCAGCCUGAAGGACGAGGAGGAGCAGAUGUGUCCCAUCUGCCUGCUGGACAUGCUGGACGAGGAGAGCCUGACCGUGUGCGAGGAAGGCUGCCGGAACAAGCUGCACCACCACUGCAUGUCCAUCUGGGCUGAGGAAUGUCGCAGAAACCAUGAAGCCUUAAUCUGCCCUCUCUGUCGAGCCAAGUGGAAGACACAUGAUUUUUACAGCCACGAGGCCGCUGGCCUGGGGGACAGUGCAGCGUGUCAUCAGGGCCAGUCUCAGGGUCACCAGAGCCAGGCCUCAUCCCACAGCGAGGGUCAGAGACGGGCGCAGGAGGGUGACUUUAACCUGCCCCACUACGGAGUCCAGCAAAUCCCACAAUCCUACAAAGAGCUGGCCGAGCCUUGGGUUAGGGUGUUUGGAAUCGAGCUGGUGGGCUGCCUCUUCUCCAGGAACUGGAACAUCAGAGAGAUGGCCCUGCGGAGGCUGUCCCACGAUGUGAGCGGGGCGCUGCUGCUGGCCAACGGGGAGCACUCGGGCCCCGGGGCGGGGCCGGGGGUGGUGCUGGGGGCCGCGGCGGCAGGUUGCGGGGUGUCGGGGGACGUGGUGGUGGAAUCCUGCUGCAGCGUCCUGUCCAUGGUCUGUGCUGACCCCGUGUACAAAGUCUACGUCGCCGCCCUGAAAACCUUACGGGCUAUGCUGGUGUACACGCCCUGCCACAGUCUCUCAGAGCAAACGCACCUGCAGAAGCUGCUGCAGCCGGUGGUGGAAACCAUCCUGAUCAAGUGUGCAGACGCCAACAGUCGAACCAGCCAGCUGUCUGUGUCCACUCUGCUGGAGCUGAGUAAGGGACAGGCAGGGGAGCUUGCUGUGGGCAGAGAGAUCCUCAAAGCAGGAUCCAUAGGGAUUGGAGGGGUGGACUAUGUCUUAAACUGUAUCCUGGACUCCGAGAUGGAGGCCGCUAACUGGCAAGGGCUUCUGGGACGCCUGUGCCUCAUCGACCGUCUCUUGCUGGAGUUUCCCGCCGAGUUCUACCCCCACAUCGUCUCCGGGGGCGACUGCCCCCAGUCACAGACUCUGGUCGAGAGGUACCAGAAGCUGCUGGCUCUCCUCAGCUUUGCACUAGGGUCGAUCGACCACUCCCACUCCAUGGUGGGUAAGCUGUCUCGCCGGGUGUUCCUGAGCGCCGCCCGCAUGGUGGCCCGGGUGCCCCGCGUCUUCGUCACGCUGCUGCACAUGCUGAGCGCCACCGGCUCCGCCAACCACGCCCGCAUGCGGCGCCGCCUGCUGGCCAUCGCAGAGGAGAUGGACAUCCUGGAGGCGGUCCAGCUGGGCCUCGAGGAGGCCGAGCCCCCCGCCCCCCAGAACUCCCCGAGCGUCUCCGGAAGCAGCUCCCCUCUCCACACCGUGCAGCUGUCCGCCACGACGGGCCGAGGGGCGUGCGAGGCCGGCCCGGGGGACGUCGCAGAGCGGCCGGCGGCCGUCACCACGGGACACCCGGCGCUGGAUUCGGUGCAGGACAAGAGCAGGCCACCAAGCCAGUGCCUGGACCGCCCCUCCUCGAGUCACUCUCCACCCGCCCCAUCCCUGCCUGCCUCCAGCUCCCUCCCGCUCUCCUCUGCUGACGGCCCCAGAGCCAGGCCACAGGACCUCGUCACCGCCAAGCCUGCCAGCGCCUCCCCGAGCACCCAGCGCAAGCUGCAGAAGCACGCCAACGCCGGUAAAGGCUCAGCGAAACUGUCCCCCACAUUCACCCGCCCACAGCCCCAGAUCCACAGACCAAAACCCACCCGGGCCUCCCCCAGCGAGGGGAGCAAAGCGCCCUGCCAGCCGGCCAGGAGCGGCCUGAAGCUGGACCUCCAGGACGUCCCGCGCUGUGGCCCCGCCCCCGUCCCCGGCGGGGACUCCGCCUUCACGCCCGUGGAGGACGGCUACGGGGGCCUGGAGGCCGGCGGCGAGCUCAACUCCAGCAUGGAGGACCUGCUGGAGGUGUCCGCGCCCGCCGACGACAGCACCGUCACCUUCAGGUCGGAGGUGGCCGUCCUCCACCCAGACAGCGCCGGCACGGGGGGCGACGCCUACACCGACGACGUGGCGCAGAACCAGAGGUGCAAGGAGAAGAUGGAGGCGGAGGAGGAGGAGGCGCUGGCCAUCGUCAUGGCCCUGUCCGAGUCCCAGGACGCCCUGCCCACCAUCCCCCAGCUGCAGGUGGACAAAGGGGAGGACGUCAUCAUCGUCCAGACCCCAGAGGCUCUGUCUGGCCAUACCAAAGUGAAGCAGCCCUACAGGGAGGGGGCGGAGUGGCUGAAGGGUCAGCAGAUCGGCCUGGGCGCCUUCUCCUCCUGCUACCAGGCCCAGGAUGUGGGCACCGGCACGCUGAUGGCUGUCAAACAGGUGACCUACGUGCGGAACACGUCGUCGGAGCAGGAGGAGGUGGUGGAGGCGCUGCGGGAGGAGAUCCGCAUGAUGGGCCACCUCAACCACCCCAACAUCAUCCGCAUGCUGGGCGCCACCUGCGAGAAGAACAACUACAACCUGUUUGUGGAGUGGAUGGCAGGUGGCUCAGUGUCUCACCUGCUGAACAAGUACGGGCCCUUCAAGGAGGCGGUCAUAAUCAACUACACAGACCAGCUGCUGCGCGGCCUGGCUUACCUCCAUGAGAACCAGAUCAUCCACAGAGACAUCAAAGGUGCCAACCUGCUGAUCGACAGCACAGGCCAGAGGCUGCGGAUCGCCGACUUCGGAGCCGCUGCCAGGCUGGCGUCCAAGGGGACGGGCGCCGGAGAGUUCCAGGGCCAGCUGCUGGGCACCAUCGCCUUCAUGGCUCCUGAGGUGCUGAGGGGGCAGCAGUACGGCCGCAGCUGUGACGUUUGGAGCGUGGGCUGUGCCAUCAUCGAGAUGUCCUGUGCCAAGCCGCCCUGGAACGCAGAGAAACACUCCAACCACCUGGCUCUCAUAUUCAAGAUCGCGAGUGCCACAACCGCACCCACAAUCCCAGCCCACCUGUCCCCGGGCCUGCGGGACGUGGCUCUGCGCUGCCUGGAACUGCAGCCGAUGGAUCGCCCCCCUUCCCGAGAGCUCCUGAAACACCCCGUGUUCCGCCUCAACUGGUAGACACCGCGCCUCAGGCCUGGAGAGUCAAAACACUACAGAGGGCCUCGCAAGGAUGCUCCUCUCAGCGCUCUGCAGCUAACCUAACCACCAAUCACGAGCAAAGCCAUGGUCACAGGCCUUCCACGCUAACAGGCGAUUUUCACUGGAAUUGUGUGAGAAAAAAUAGCCACAUUCCAAAACAGCAACUGGGGUCGUUUACAUCACGACCGCCAUUGCGGGUAACAUUUUUUCAACUGAGCGAUCGCCUAGCUAGACACAAUUUCUAAGGCGUCGCUUGGCGAUUUCUGCCCCAUAAAGGUAGGAAUCUUAUUGCAGACCAACCUGCAGACCAGCCCCAAAAUCAUGCAAUUCUGCUAUGGAAACGCAGUGCGACAAUCGGGGCGGUCAUAGAUGAGUUUUUGCGGGUGAACUUUGGUUUAGGAGACGCGUUUGACCCGUGCUUCCUUGUGCAGCGGCCACAAUCUGCUGUACCUUUGCACAAAAUGCAAAACAAGACACAAUAUCUGCUCCCAAACUGUGCCUUGUUAGAAUUGCGACAUCAGUCCUCAUUUCACCAGCUUUAAUGGCAAGUCCUACAUCUUUUUUUUUAAGAUAUACUAUUUAUGUAAUAUAUGGUUUCACGCUAUGAAGGCAGUUCUUUGAGUAACAGUUAUUUUUCGAGCACUUUUGCAGCCAUUUUUUGUUGCAGAUUGUUUUUGAUGUGUUUUUUUUUAUCCUCUCAAAAGUUACAUAUAUUUUGG
This is a messenger RNA of Megalops cyprinoides (Indo-Pacific tarpon), 5159 nucleotides long. RefSeq names its product mitogen-activated protein kinase kinase kinase 1-like. Gene Ontology annotation, molecular function: zinc ion binding; ATP binding; protein serine/threonine kinase activity. Gene Ontology annotation, cellular component: cytoplasm. Lineage: Eukaryota; Metazoa; Chordata; Actinopteri; Elopiformes; Megalopidae. The record is from RefSeq and is a predicted model, not a curated record. Gene Ontology annotation, biological process: protein phosphorylation. The coding region runs from base 7 to 4419 and encodes 1470 amino acids. The transcript has 20 exons.